AGCCGGCUGGAGCCAGGGCAGCAACCCUUACAUGUCCGGCCUCUGCUUUCCCUACAACUUCUACAGCGCCAACCCCCAGCUUGCCGCCGCAUACGCCAGCCUGGGCGGCCCGCAGUGGAACCCCAUGGACGUGGCGGCAGCGCAGGCGCCCGUGCACGGCAAUGUUGGGACCGGGGGAGCCCCCGCGCCAUCGCUGCAGUCUGGGCAGCAGGUCUGGGGUGGCGGCCAGGCGCAGGGCUGGGGCAAUGGCGCCAGCAAUCAGCAGAUCGGGGCCGGCGGCGGAGGCCAGAUCGGGGGCUGGCAGGUGUGGCCCGGCCAGGGCAGCGAGAUGUCCGGCGGCGAGGGGCAGCCGGCCGCAAGCCAGCAGUCCAAGGCGCAGCACCAGCAGCAGCAGCAGCAACACCAGCAUCACCAGCACCACAACGGUGUCAAGCAGCAGCAGGAUGAUCAGCGCUUCACACCGUCAGGAAUGCCCUUCCUGCACGGCGCCAACAGCAGCCUGCUCAGCGGGAACAGCGGCAGCAGCGCCCACACAGUGGGCCAGGGCGAGCUGGCGCCCAAACGGCUGCAUCACCAGACGCACUCCAUUGACACUGCCGGCUAGGGGCUGAGCGCAGAGCGGGAAGAGGAGGUUGCACCAGACGUUUCAAGACAGCAGCAAGAGAUACUUGUCCGCAAGACUGAUGAACACUGAUGUGUCACAUUGAUGAGUUGGUUUUUGUUGCUGCACUGUACAAGUUUCCCAGAUUUUGUCUCGCUCCAAUUCUUGUUCGAGUCUGGAACACAAGGCCGCGUGAAAGAACUCAUAGAUCCAGCUGCACCAUUAUGAUCGCAGGCCCUUCUCGGAUGAGUAUAGCCCCGGAAGCCUCAAAAUUUGUUCCUGGUCUUUGGAGCAUGCAGUGUUUAAAUACGAUGAGGCUGCCUCAUCCUGUGCUUUUGGAGCACAAGAAAAGGCGCUGAGGUCCUGCAUGCGAGGUCAUCUUUUCCUUUCUGGCAACACUGGUUCAUGAUAGGCCUCUCUCUUGGUCUCUUUAACAUGACACACAAGUGGAAGCAACUGCAUUGCAUGAGUAUGAACUGGUGGCACGACUGGUCAUUUGAGCCUGCCGACUUGACUUGGCCUGAAUCGACUUUGUGUGAUGCUUUUUAUGUGACUCUUGAUUUUCUGUUGCUGCACUUUAUCAGCUAUAUAUACUCCCGCUACUGUGAAUGAUAAAGGGAGGCCAUGAUAAGAUGAUUGCUAGGUGCCGUCUUGCAUGAGUGAUAAAUCAGCUAGAAGCCUUCAAGGACAUUGGUGCUUACCUUGGCUGCUGUACCAUAUUGGGAUCCCAAGGAAGUGUCAAUGUAAUGGAAUGAUCU
This is a messenger RNA of Coccomyxa subellipsoidea C-169, 1359 nucleotides long. RefSeq lists its product as hypothetical. The record is from RefSeq and is a predicted model, not a curated record. The transcript has 2 exons. The coding region runs from base 32 to 604 and encodes 190 amino acids. Lineage: Eukaryota; Viridiplantae; Chlorophyta; Trebouxiophyceae; Coccomyxaceae.